Molecule: messenger RNA, 5082 nt
Organism: Besnoitia besnoiti
Lineage: Eukaryota; Apicomplexa; Conoidasida; Eucoccidiorida; Sarcocystidae
Exons: 4
Coding region: 1-5082 (1693 amino acids)
Biological process (GO): tRNA splicing, via endonucleolytic cleavage and ligation
Molecular function (GO): tRNA 2'-phosphotransferase activity
Source: RefSeq, a predicted model, not a curated record
AUGGAAGGAAAGACGCCAGACACGAUGCGUCCGCGGCAACUGAGAAAAGAAGGAGAGCGGGACUCGCGUGUGGAGAAGGCACUGAUGGAAGGGGAAAAACAUUUUUUGUCAAACCUGCAGCCGUCCUCUUCCCUUUCGGGGUCUGGCGCCUCGCCUGAUGGCCACUCUUGGACCUCGCUGUCCUCGGCAUCCGACCUCUCACUCUCUCACUUGUCUUCGGCGAGCGCGAAAACGCUUCAUACGGCCGAGUACGAGUUGUCUGCGUCGGGUUCUGCUGUCGCGUGCUCAUCAAUGCCUUCACUGUGCUCGACUGCGCCGCCAGCUGCCUCGUCCUCUUCGUCACAUUCUACUUUCUCCUCUCUGCCGCUUCCGUCUUCGCAGUCUUGUUCUCGUCUGUCUUCAUCGCACGGUUGUUUAGCGAGUCCGUCCCUCUCGUCUGCCUCUCUGGCGUCGUCUUCGCGUGCGCAGGAGCGGACUGCGGCGUGCGCCUCGCUGUGUUGUCUUGGUAGAAGUCUGGCGCCGAUUCAAGACGCGGGGAGUCUCCGGCGGCCGCGCUGGUUUCUCGCGGCGCCCUCUCCUCACUUGCUCGCGCUUCUUCAGCGGGAAGCCGCGCGCUGCCGUGCGACCGAGCCGCGCGCGGCCCCUCAGGCUCCGUCUUCGCCCUCCGCCGCCUCGGCUCCACUCCGGCCUUCCUCGGGUUCUCCGCCGGAUACAGUUGAAAAGCAGAAGAGAGGAGAGAGUGAGCGCGAUGGCAGCAGCGCGGCGCUACUCCACCCCCCAGCGGGGUGCUUCCCCAGCGGGCAAAGAUCAGCAUCUUCGGCGGCUGUACCGACUCACCGAGCCCCGCGAAAGGCGCGGGACUGUCCCGAGGAUCCGCAGGCGGUGGAAGGAAAAGCACGAGAGCAAGGGCGCGACAGCGAGAAGGAAAUGGCGGAGGCGGCAGUCACUGUCCGCCAGGGACUCCUGGACGCCGCAAGGGGGGACGCCAUCCCGGAGUCGGCGUGUUUGCCUCCGUCUUUGCCGUCGUCUGCCGUCUGUGCGGGCGCAGAUGAGCAAGCGAAAACAGUGGACGGAAUACAGGCAGAUGCGCUGUCUGGCGCGCAGCGCAGUUCCACGUCCCGGAGGGAGAAACCGGGGGGCGAGGGCUCGCCGUCUGUGCCUGCUUCGAGUCUGCCCGCUCCGCCUUCCGCAGCUCCAGUUUCGUCUUCUGCGUCGCCUUCUUCCUCUUUCUGGACUUCGCGUCAGCGUGAGGGAGUUGAGCCAUCCGCCUCGUCCUCGCAAAUGUCUGACGUCGUUUCCGCUUCUUCGCUGCCUGGUGAGUCCUUCGGUUCGUCUUCUUCCGCGUCCGUCCCGUGUCUUUGUCGCGGCUGGCCUCGUGACGCGGGAUCGCUUCCACUCUGCGACACGUGCGAGGAGAGGAGUGGCGCGGCUCCGUCUUCUUCCGUAGACGGCGAAGGCGCCUUGGCGAAUGCGCUGGCUGCGGCGCCCUGGCCUCCAGGCGUGCUGCCUGGAACCGAGGGCUCGACGGUCUCACUUUCUGACCUCGCGUGUCCGCUGCCCCCGGCGCUGCUGCCGGAAGAGGACGCGAGUUGGGCCAUGGUGCUGCUCCCUGCGGCAAAGAAGAGAGAGGAGACGAGGGGGAAGGAGCGAGAAGCUGAGGCCGGCGGAGACGCGCCGCUGGCCAGGUCUGCCGCCUGUCCAGAGGACGAGGGGACGGCAGGCGAAGGGCCAGAGACAGCAGCGGCAGACGCGGCGGUGGGACUCCACGAAGUUACGAGUCAUCUUGCGGCCUCUGUUCUGCUGGAAGAAGGCGAGGAAGAUCCUGUCAAGACUCUCGCAGUGACCGCCGUCACCGCGCAUGCAGCCGCCGCGGCGGGGGGGAUUGUCCUCGGUUCCGAUGAAGGCGGAGAUGACCCUAUCGGGGGGGUUUUUUACGCAGUGGGGGACGAGGGGAGUGUCGAGUGGACGGAGGGCGGAGGAGCCCUAGAGAGUGAAGAAGGGGGACAGCGAGGCGCGGAAGCGGAGCGCGACGAUGAAGCCGCGCAAGGGCUCGCCGAGGUGAAACGAGAGGCCGCCGACGGGGUUUCAGGGUAUAGGGAAGCGCCGCCAGCGCCGCGGAGGCAGGAGAGGAGCCAGGAGGCAGGGCAGAGAGGAGUGAAUGCCCCAGGGCAAGAAAGUGAACAGGAGUCACCCGCCACAGAGAGCCGCGCCUGUUCUGUCUCUCUUGGCGCGGACCGAGGCAGGGCAGACGUGUCAGCGGCGGGUGUGGGGGUGGAGGCGCAGAGGCAGAAAGCCAAGUCGCUGUGCGUGUCGCAGUCGACAUUCUCCACUCAGGCGGCCGCUGCGCAUGCGGGAGCUGGGGAGGCUGUGACUGGGGUUGAAGAGAGCUCGCGAGAUCGCGUGUCUGCGUUGUCUCCUUCUUCCGACCGGUUUGCCGCGCCGUGGGCGUCUGCCGCUUUGUCUCACUGCCCCUUCGACAAACGAGAGCCAACUGAGGCGGGGCGCGCGGAGCGAGAAGGGCAAAAAGAACGAAGAGAUGAGGUCGAGGCAGCAGUGAUGCAGAGAGAUGAAGAGGCAGAGGACGACGAGGCGAAUAGGAGCCGGGGAGGCGGGCGCCGCGCGCACGGCGUGGCAUCCGACGAGGACGAACGGGAGGGCGAAGGGAGCGGAGGUGAAGAGGCAGACAUGUGGAGCGAGGCCGAGGAAGAAGAGGAAGAAGAAGCGCGCGCGGAUGCGCGGGCGAUGGCGAGGGAGAGAGCUGCUCGGUGGAUGCGAGCUCGAGAGAUGGCGAGAGACAAGUCGGCAGAACGCGGAAGCGGAAAAGAGAGAGAGCGCCGCGCAGCCAGGCGGCUGCGAAAAGGAGAGACUCCCGAAGAGAGCAUGUCUCCGUCGUGGAGCGACGAAGAAAAAGACGCGCCGCCCCGCGGCGGCGGAUUGACGGGCACCCCGCAGACGCACACGUCGUUUUCCACGUACUGUUCUUCGUCCGCGUCGCCGUUGCUGUCCUCGUCCUCGUCUUCAUCGCCUCUCUUGCCUCCUUCUUCUCCUGCGCUUUUGUCUGCGGCCUCGUCGCCGGACCUGUCCUGGUCCGCCUCUUUCUCUGUGGUGCCUCCGCUCGCGGGCGCGCACCCCUUUCCUGCGUACGCGCCGCGUCGCGGCGUCACCGCGGAACUGAAGCGCAAAAGUUCUUCUGCCGGCUCGGCUGGCGGCGGCGCAUCGUUCGCUGAAGCCCGGCGUGAGGCCGCUGAUGGAAGAGGCGUGGGAAAGCGAGGAGGGAGAAGGGACGACGCCUGCGAAGAGGAGCUGCGAGCUCCCGGUCCCCGGACGGCGCGCGCAGCGGGCACGGAGAAGAUCAGAGAGGGAGAGGAAACGCGGUCGAGAGAGAAGGGAGACUCACGCUCUGUUGCCUCCGUGAUCUGCGAGGACCGACGCGGAGGGGGCGGGGUUCAGAGAGGCCCCGAAGGAGGCGAUGACGGGCACGGAGGGCCCUCGCGGAAGACAAGUGGCGACAGACUCGGGCAGUCGAGUGCGGAGAGCCCGCAGCUGCUUUCAGCUUCACAGACUCCGCGCUCAAGCGUCGUCGAUCUGGGGGGCUUCAUUCUUCCGCCACCGCCUCCUGCGACGCUGCCGCCUUCGCGAGCGCGCGCAGUCCUCCUGCAGGCGCCAGACAAAACGAAAAUGAGAGGAAAGGGUGCCGAGGAAAAAGGCAACGAAGCGUCGCGCCGCCAAGGCGCAGACUCUCCCACGCUCGCGCCUUCGGCCGCGGUUGCAUCUCCGCGCUUGGCAAGGAGCUCCCACGGCUCCUUCGGGGAGACAAGCCCUCGUCCAGAAGCAGAAGGUUCAAACAUGCGCGGCGGCGUUGGAAGCGACGGCGACGGAGAAAGCGAGAAGAAGGGGCGCGGAGACGGCAAGGCAGACCAGGGGUGUCUGUCGUUUCCUUCGGCCUCGCCGUCGGUUUCCUCCCGCAGUGCAGGGCGCGUUCCUUUUGAGAGAAGAAGCUACUUGUUGAUCAAAAAGCUGAAUUUCAUUCUGAGGCACGGCGCACCUCUCUUCAAGCUCCCCAUGAGGGAAGACGGCUACGUGCGCAUUCGUGAACUGCUUGAACUCGAGUGUAUGAAGGGCGUCACGUGGGAAGAGAUCUACUUGGUUGUCGCGUCAAACUUCAAGCGGCGAUACGAGAUUUGCUACGACCCGAGAGAGCCUGAGCACGCGGGGCGAGACUCCGUUCUCGUCGUCGAUGCAGGGCAGCGGCUGCCACCGGCUCCCAAGGCAUCCGCUGCCGCGCCUCCUCCGUCGCGUUCGAGUGAGUUGACGCCGAAGAUCUUUCCGCUGUCUUCGGGGAUGGCGAGGAAGGCGGUGCUCUCUGCGGACACGCGGGGGGGGAGCGAAGACGAGCUCUCGUUGUUCCAAGGCACCCCGCCGUUCCCGUCGUCGGCCACUCCGCAUUUGAUCAACGACCGCUGGCUGCUUCGCGCCACGCAGGGCCACACCAUUCGCCACAUCUCCAGCGAGCUGCUUCUCCGCCGCAUUCGCGACCCUGCCGAGAUCCCCAAAUGCGUCCACGGCACCUACAUGAAGAAUUGGCUAGCCAUUCGCACCGUGGGCCUGAGUCGCAUGCACCGAAACCACAUUCACUUCGCGCCUGGGCUCCCGUGCGAAUGUGGAGUAGUCAGCGGCAUGCGUCAAACGAACGACGUGGCGAUCUACGUUGACGUCGAGCGCGCGAUGCGCGACGGAAUCCGAUUCUUCGUCUCAAACAACAACGUGAUUCUCACCGAAGGCAUCCGCGGAAAGCUAGCUCCGAAGCACUUCAAGCGGGCGAUCCACCUGAAGUGGGACGUCGUUUUGUUUGAGGACGGCCAGGACUUCACGCCACUGUACUUUGACCGGCUGCCGGCUGAGCUGAGGCUCGAGACCAGCAAAGCCCUCUUCGCGCAGGAGCUGGCGCACGCGCAAGUCCUUGAUGACUCGCCCUGCGGCCCUACGACCGCCGCGCUGCUGGCGGAGGGAGACCUCUGCGGCGGCGAAGGCGCUGAGAACCUCGGCGCGGGGGAGGCGCAAAUUCCGAGGGCACCUGCGUGA